Oncorhynchus gorbuscha (pink salmon) is the source of this 3201-nucleotide messenger RNA. Its product is annotated as complement C1q-like protein 4. The record is from RefSeq and is a predicted model, not a curated record. NCBI's taxonomy places the organism in Eukaryota, Metazoa, Chordata, Actinopteri, Salmoniformes, Salmonidae. Gene Ontology annotation, molecular function: protein binding. The transcript has 3 exons. The coding region runs from base 275 to 1006 and encodes 243 amino acids.
UCUCCUGCUUAAAAGCGCGCGCGACCUCGGCUAUUUAUUUGACGCGCGAAGUUGUUCGCGGGGUCUCAUCGCACCUGGGAGGAUUCGAUACACUCCAUUCAAAGACGCCGGGUGGAGAAAUCUUCUUGACUCCAGUGUCAUUGCAGUAGGAAGACAAAGAUCCACCCUGGCACCCGGCAGCAUUCCGUCUAAAGGGGAGGAGGACUUUCUGACUCUGGCUGCCUCUCGGCUCAGCCGCUGGAAGUGUGUCAUCGGAGCCGCCGUGGGCGUGGCCAUGGUCCUACUCCUCCUGAUCGCCAUCCCUUUAUUGGUCCACACCGCCAAAGGUGGAGGAGCUAACCCAGGAAGUGGCGGAGGGGGGACCCAUUAUGAGAUGCUGGGGAGCUGCAGAAUGGUCUGUGAUCAAUAUAGUACUGCCCAACCAGGCCAGGAGCUGACAGCCGUGUCCCCCCAACCGGACUACCCUGGGCGGAAAAAAACGGGGUACCGCGGGGUCCCUGGGAUUUCUGGUCCUCCGGGUGACCCAGGGCCCCCUGGGGAACCAGGCAAGCCAGGCCCACAGGGGCCUCCCGGCCCUGGACCUAAUGGUUACGUCCCCUCCUUCUACAGCCCUAAGAUUGCCUUCUAUGCAGGGCUAAGGAAACAGCAUGAGGGCAUCGAGGUGUUGAAGUUUGAUGAUGUGGUGACCAAUGUAGGGAACUACUAUGAGCCUAGUACUGGGAAGUUCACCUGUCCUCUACCAGGUAUUUACUACUUCACCUACCAUGUUCUGAUGAGGGGUGGAGACGGGACCAGCAUGUGGGCCGACCUGAAGAAGAACGGACAGGUGAAGGCCAGCGCCAUAGCCCAGGAUGCGGACCAGAACUACGACUACGCAUCCAACAGUGUGAUCCUGCAUCUGGACGUGGGGGACGAGGUGUGUGUACAGCUGGACGGGGGAAAGGUCCAUGGAGGAAACACCAACAAAUACAGCACCUUCUCUGGGUUCCUCAUUUACCCCGACUGACCCUGAUCAACCCCCCCCCACACACACACUGAAAGGAUGAAAGGACAUAGACUGAGUGUGUGGUUUUUGAAAUUAAGGAGUGUUUCAUGAGUGUGUUGAGUGUUAUUAAGCCAAUCAUGACCAAGUAUGUUUAUUGACCCCUUGUGUGUGAACAUAUGAAUAUUACAACAUGUACAGAAUAGGUACACAAGGUUGCAUUGGGAAAUAUACAGCAUAUGCCAUAUGUACCGUCUACUAAACAUAGUGAGUUGGACAUACAGUUUAACCAAGAUAAUCAGUCCUACCCAUGCAUUCAGCAUCUUGAGUGGGACCAAGGUCGGGAGUGUUUUGAAUCAAUACCAGGUUAGCACACUGAGCUAGAGCCAAUCACAUCCCCUAGCUAGCUGUUUAAAAAAAUAAUAGCCCUUGCUGUUUCAAAAUAAAAGUCCCCUGCUGUUUCAAAAUAAAAGUUCAAAGUACAGUAUGAUCCCUGCUGUUCAUAAUCUAAGACGGAACUGCUUUACUGUUAUAGUAUUCUUUUUAAUUAUCAAUUGUUUAUUUAUUUAAGUUAUAAAAAUACCAAACAAGGAAGGACACAAAAACUGAUAACAAAAUAAAAUGAAGACAGCAUUCAAAGCAAACCCAUCUGUUUAAGCACAGAUGGUUGACCUUCUAUAACCAUCAGACCAUGAGGCUAGGGGAGGACGGAAGGAGAGGAGUAGAAUACAAACACACGCACAACAUACACACACAUACAGUACACACACACAUACAGUACACACACACACACAAACACACACACACACACACACACACACACACACACACACACACACACACACACACACACACACACACACACACACACACACACACACUGAAAUGGCAACAAACACAAAAGACUGGACUGAGUGGGUGAGCAUGUGGUUUUACAAUUACGUGUUUUAUGGGUAUGUGAUGAGAGAGUUGUGUGUUGAAGCAAUCAUCAUGACCAAGUGGAUUUCUUAACCCCUCCUGUCUGUUUACAUUUCAGAGUGUGCACAAGUAAGGAUAUCAGAAAAUGUACAGGGCCCGACUUCCCAAAAUCAUCUCAAGUAUAAAUUCAUUGUUAAAACCUUAGUGUGAGCAUCGUAAAAAUCUUCAAGCUGUUUUCCAAAACCGUCGUUAUUAACGUUGCACGUGAAAACGCUCGUAAUCUAUGGCAUGCCUCAGACCGCCCAUAGAAAGCCAAGUGCGGCGUUAGAUGCUUUUUGGCCUCCAGCGUAACUUUAUACACAGAAGAUCUCCGCUAAACAUAGAAUCACAUGGUUAACACUACACAUAUAAAGUUGCAAUUGUCUUUGCAAUUGAUACAAACAAGCGAGGUAUAAAAAAUAUUAUUCAAAUUAAAACCAGAUGACUCCGUUAAAAUAUUGAUACAGUAGGCUUAUUAUAGGCCUAUGUCAAUUGAGUUAUAUUUUACUACUGUAGGGUACUGUCUGUAAUUUGUCUCAAUAUAGUUAAUGAUGGUAGCCUAACGUGCUCAAUGAUGUGCCCAAAUCUCGAUUUAGUGCAUUAUUAUAGGGUAAGCAUUAGAAUAAGACGCCUCGACAUUUGCAGCCGUAGUUGAUCAUAUCUGUCUAGGAGCUGAUCCGUCGUCAGAAUUGUGGAAUAAUUCAAACGUUAAGGUAAGACUUAAAUGGAGAAAGCUGAUCCGAAACCAGCGUUUAAUUUCUUUCGAUCCUAUCAGUAUCGACACAUGCCUCAACGACAGACAGCGAACGUUUUCUCUGCUUGUUUUUUUUUUAGGUAUGUUACAUCUCCAAAACACUCGUAAACCCAAAUCCCAUCGCUAUCGGGAAAAUUGGGCGCAGUAUAGGUGCACUAACACUUGGUACAUCGAAUUAUCCAGCAUAUUCCAUGUCUCUCUUCUACUUACAUUGUGAACUGUACAUAUAGUAUAACCAAGAUCAUUAGUUCUACCCAUUACACAUUCGGAGUGGCACGAACUGGUUAUUAAAACCGGAUUCUGAGUGUGUGAUGCAAGAUCGUGUUAGCCCACUGAGCUAAAGCCCGAGGCGUUAGCUUUGGGAGCUAACAUGAGUUUUUAGUAUUAUGUAAAACCAUCUGAUGUGUAUAAACACUACUCUACUCUCUGUACCAUUGGGAUGAAAGCCUGACAAGCUUUCGCUUCCAAGUUGUACACGGAAUUACUAUUAAAAUAUAUAUAACAACAA